This is a messenger RNA of Emiliania huxleyi CCMP1516, 726 nucleotides long. RefSeq lists its product as hypothetical. Bases 1 to 726 code for a protein of 241 amino acids. The record is from RefSeq and is a predicted model, not a curated record. The transcript has 3 exons. Lineage: Eukaryota; Haptophyta; Isochrysidales; Noelaerhabdaceae.
AUGACGACCUUCGAGUGGGACUUUAUGCCACCGGGUAGCGUCCUUGAGAAAAAGAAUUCUACGAACGCCGUCGCACAACACUGGCGAGGUGGCUCCUUCACCGCGACGCAGAGCGGCGACGUCAUCGUACAGCUGCACCCGCACUCGCAGCUCGAGCGAGCUGGCCGCGGUGCCAGGGGCCGUGCCGAUGAUGGACCCCGCCUCGUUGACAAGAACGCGCUGUCCGCGCGCGGCAGCGGGCCCUCGCGCCAGUCGCGCUCGCCGUCGCCCGACUCUCCGCCCGCCAAGCGGGCCGCCUCCGCUGACUCGUCCGGCUAUGAAACCGAUACGCCGGACGAGGUGCAGCAGGAGGCGGUCCGCAGGGUAUGCGGCGCGCUCGGCAUGAGGGAGCAGUUCGAGGCGGCGAUGGCGGCGGGCGAGCUGCUCGAGAUGCUCGAGAGCUUGCCGCGAGGGGCGGUCGAGGCCUCUGUCCGACAGAUGCGGGGUUACAACCGCACGGGCGAGUGGCCAGAGCCCAUUCUCACCAGCCCUACCCCGCAGCGCGGCCGCUCGCCAAGCCCCGUCGAUGAGUGGUCAGAUGGUUGCAACACCUGUUCCGCACUGUGCUGUGAAUCGAGCGGCAACCAACAGCUCUCAGGACCCCCCGGUGCUGGGGUGCUGCCAGCAACCAACCAACUCACCGGCGAGCGGAGCGAGCCGAAGACGGGGGCCGAAUUGGCGCUGUGA